AGGACUGAUGAUGUCAGGGUGUCGUGUUGUCGGGUAGAGAGGCUCUGCAGGACGGGCAGGAGAGCCGGUGACUGUCGGGUGGUUCUUUUUCUUUUAGCAAACAAAGUUCUGGAAAUAACCGUGAGGAUGGAGGAACCGAGAACGGAAUAAGACCCGGUUCACCUGAAGAACGGAAUAUGACCCGGUUCACCUGUGGAGCGGAAUAAGACUGGUUAUUCUGCGGAGCGGAAUAAGAACCGGUUCAUUGUGGAGCCAGCGCAUCCAUGCGGGGGUUCUAGGAGAGUCUCUGGGGGGUCGUCGGAGCGCAGAGGGGUUGCUGCUGAACCGGACUCCGGGAGGUCGGGAUCCUAAAGACGGUACGUUAGUGUGACGUCUCUACGGUUCUUCACGGAGAGGAGGAGGUCGUGACCCGGGAUGUUGUGGUUCCAGGAGCGAUGACCUGGCUGAAGGAGGUGGACCGCUGGCCCGGGGGAACCCGGGAUCCGGACCGGGACCAGGGGGACCCGGACCUCCAGGGAGAGCUGGUCCAGGUGGUCCUGGAGGGGGGGUCUCCGUGGGGCUUCACCCUGAAGGGAGGGCGAGAGCACCGGGAACGGCUCAUCAUCACCAAGGUGGAGGCGGGCCCCGGGGCCGGGGGCCUCCAGGUGGGGGACGAGGUGGUCCAGGUGGGGGGGGUCCCGCUGGGGGGCUGGAGGCAGGAGGCCAUCGCCAUGGUGAAGAGCGCCCAGCGCACCCUGGUGCUGGGGGUCCGACGGAGGGAUGAGGCCGCCUCCCGCACCCCGUCCUGGCAGACCUCCAGGCUGAGCCAGGACCCCCCCGACCCCAAAGUGCCCCCCCCCCCCGUCUGGCAGCCCCUGCAUGAGACCAGGCCCAGAGAGGUUCCGGGCCCCGGGGGCCCCACAAGCCAGCGCUGCCCCUCCAUGGAGAGACCGGACCGCCCCAGAGACCCCUACCAGUCCGGCCCCCUUCCCCCAAACGCCCUUGACCCCCCGCCUGGGGGGCCCCCCUCCAGGGCCCCUGACCCCGGGUGGCCCCCCUCCAGGGACUCCGGCUUCAGCUGCUUCUCGGGGUCCUCCAGCCCCCCCGAGCCCGACCACGCCUUCCUCCCGCCCCGCCGGGGCCCCUGUUCCGAGGACAUGUUCUUCAAGGGCCCGCCCAGCGAGGGGGCCCCCGGCCCGGCGGAGCGCCCCCCCUGGUACCUGCAGCCGGCCCUGGGGACCAGAGGCUGGGAGCGGCCUCGCGCCGAGGACCGGGGGCCCGUCCCGGGGGGCCGGGGGGGCGCAGGGCCCCUGUGGCAGGUCCCGGAGAGGAGCCGGCCCCGGGGCCCCCCCCCGCCGCUGGCCCCCCCGCAGCGCAACGACAGCUUCGCGGCCACCAGGGUGUUCCCCUACGUCGACAGGCCCCUCGCCCACCGGCGGGGCCCCGGCGGCCGGCCGGAGGAGGGGCCCCCCGGGGCCAAGGACCUCCUCCGCCCGGACGUGGCCCCGGGCCCCCGUCCCGGACGCCUGCCCCCCCCAGGCCGGCUUUUCUCCAGCUCCAGCACCGACGUGCGUCAGGGGGGCCCCUCCUACGCGGCCCUACUGGCCCGGCACCACAGGGGCCACAGCGACGAGACCCCCCUGCCCCCCCGGGGCCCGGGGCCCCCCCGGACCUCGUUGCCGCAGAGCGUGGGGAGCUACUACCGCAGCCUGCAGGACAUCCCGGCCGACGCCCGCCGGCUCCCCGGGGCCCCCGCCGCGCUCUCGGCUUUGGGGGCCUUGCUGGACCCCGUCCCGGGGAGCGGGGGCCCGGUCCGGUACGGCGGCCCCCCGGCCAGGGGGGGGGCGGUGGAAGACCCCCGGAAAGACCCCGGCUCGGCCCCGCCCCCGUCCCAGACCCCCUGCUUGGACCCCCAGGGCCGCGGACCCCCCUCAGGUCAGGGGGAGGGCGGUCCCCCAAAAACCCCCGGAACCCCGGACCCCUGGGUCCCUCAGGAGGACCGCCGCAUCUCCCGGACCAGGACCCCCUUCCUGCACUCCCUGGCCCAGGAGGGCCGCGCCCUGCUACCGAGGGACUCGGUCGUCGCCGGCGGCAAUGCCCCGCCCGCCACGGAGACUGGGAGGCCCGGGAGCCUGGUCGCUAGGCAACCGCAGGCAGCUUCCGUCGGCAACCCCUCAAGUGAACCCCGGGGCCCCGGCUCUGGUCUGGGGGCCCCCGGCAUAGGGGCCGGUCUGGGGGCCCCUCCUUCCGGGGCCAAUCUGAUGGUCCCCGGCUCCGGUCUGGGGUUCCCCGGCUCCGGGACGGGGGGCCCCAGGCCGGUCCGCAGGGGGCAACGCUAUGCCACCGCCCUGAGACAGCAGGUCCAGACGAAGAGGGCCCAGCUGCUGAAGAGCCGCAGCGCCGCUCCCCUGACCUGUGAGGGGCAGGGGGGGGGGCAGGAGGAGGAGGAGGGGGGGCACGAGGGGCAGGAGGGGCAGGGGACCACCUCCGCCUGCUCCUCCUCCUACAAGGACCACCUGAAGGAGGCGCAGGCCCGCGUGCUGCAGGCCACCUCCUUCCAGAGGCGGGACCUGGGGCCGCCGGGCCCCGAUGGGAGGGCCCCCCCCCUGCCGGCCCAGGUCGGGCGCCAGAGGCGGCCCCCCCGGAGGGUGCACUCCUUCUCCGAGCCGGACAAGAUGGACCGGGUUGGCCGGGGGGAGGAGUCCCGCGGGGGGGAGGGGGGCGGGAGGAGGUCGGCCUUCGCCAGACCCCUCCUCAAGACCGGACCGCGGGGGUCCACAGCAGACCCCCGCGGUGAGGCCGGGCCGGGACUGGACCGGGGGACCUCUGCGUCCCGGGACGUGGACACCGGGGUCCCGGUCCAGCCUCUGCGGGACCGGGACCAGAGGCUCGGGACCUUCGCUGAGUACCAGGCCACCUGGACCUCCGCCAGGAGGCCGGCGGGGGUCCCGGCCAAGGGGAGGUACCGGUCCGCAGAGGACAUCCUGGACCCCCAGCCCGACCACGCCGCCGCCACCUGCGUCCACGAGCGGUCGCGCUCGUCGCCCUCGGCGGACCUCUGCUUGUCCACGAAGGGCUCUGGUCCCUGGGGAGACGCCGGGAACCCGGCCGGGACCACACUGCACGACGCCCCGCAAGGCAGCUGGCCCCACGGGUCUCUGGGCGCCGCCGCAGCGCUGCAGUCCUCAGAGCCAGAGGCCCCGCCCACCCCCCUCGACCACGCCCCCAGCCCCGCCCCCUCGUCGCCCCUGCCCCCCCGCCCCCCCCUGGAGGAGCCCCCCCCCAGAGAGGAGGCGGGACCCUGUGAGGGCAGCCCCCCCACCAGGACGGCCCCCGUGAGGAUCGUCCAAUCAGAGUGCUCGGAGCGGGAGGGCCGGGCCUACCUGCCCCCCCCCCAGCAGCAGACCUCCACCACCUCCUCCUCCAACCCCCUCCCUGGUCCCCCGACCCCACCCAGCCUGGGCCCUCCACCCCUCCCCUCCCCCGCAUCCUCCUCCUCCCUCUUCAGCGUAUACACCCGCCCUCCUCCUCCUCCUUCACCUCCAACCUUGGUCCAGCCCACCCCCACCCAGACGGGGGCUCUGGUGGUCUGCCCUAGAGGAGGUGAAGGAGGAGGAGGUGGUGGUGAUGGAGGAGGUGAUGGUGAAGGAGGUGGUGGUGAUGGUAAAGGAGGAGGAGGAGGAGGAGGAGGUGGUGAAGGAGGUGAUGGAGGUGAUGGAGGAGAAGGUGAAGGAGGUGGAGGAGGUGAUGGAGGAGGGGGAGGGGAGGAGGAGGAAGCCCAGCGGGAGCGGCUGUGCCAGGCCAUCGGGGUUCGGGACCGGGCCCUGGCUGAGGUCCUGGACCGGCGCGGGAUGCGGACCACCAUGGACCUGAUGGAGGGGUUGUUCCCCCAGGAGGGGCCCCCCAGGGACCAGCGCCGCAGGGGCCCCAUGGGGCCCCGGCCGGCCGCCGAGGACCCCCCCGGGCCCCUGGUCCCCAGCUCCUCCUACUACAGCACCUCGGCCCCCAAGGCAGAACUCCUCAUCAGGAUGAAGGACAUACUCCUGGAGGAGGAGCCGGAGGAGCAGGGGGAGGAGCCGGACCAGCAGGACCUGGUCCUCAAGAAGAGGGCGCUGAUCCUCAGCCUGGCCCAGAAGCUGUCGGUGCUGCGGGAGGCGCGUCUGGGCCUCCAGGAGGAGCUGCAGCAGAACGAGGCCCUGGGUCGGGAGGUGGAGGCGGGGGUCCAGCGGCUCUGCCCCCCCCACCAGCUCGACAAGUUCCGCAUGUUCGUGGGCGACCUGGACAAGGUGGUCAGCCUGCUGCUGUCGCUGGCCGGCCGGCUGGCCCGCACCGAGAUCGCCCUGGGGGCCGCCGGGGAGGGAGCCCCCGACACGGGGGAGAGGAGGACCCUGGAGGAGAAGCGUCUGCUGCUCCUCCGUCAGCACGCCGACGCCCUGGAGCUGAAGGCCAACCUGGACCGGCGGGAGUGCGUGGUGAGCCGGGUGAUGGAGGCCCGGCUGGACCCCGGGGCCCUCGAGGACUACCGGCACCACGUCCGCAUGAAGGGGGCCCUCGCCACCGAGCGGCGCCUGCUGGACGACCGGCUGAAGCUGGGCGCAGAGCAGCUGGCCUGCCUCAUGGACAGCCUGCCCCCCGACCAGAGGCCCCUCCUGGGGGCCCUAGACCCGGGGCCCCGCUGGGUCUAGGACCAGGACCGGGACCCAGCAGCUGGCCUGCCUCAUGGACAGAGGGGCCCCACGCCUGGGGCCCCUGUGUGUGUGUGUGUGUGUGUGUGUGUGUGUGUGUGUGUGUGUGUGUGUGUGUGUGUGUGUGUGUGUGUGUGUGUGUGUGUGGUAAUUUAUUGUAGCCUACAGAUUGUUUUUGUUUUGCUGACGAAGAACGACUUUAGGAGAUUAUUAUUAUUCCAAUAGUAUUAUUGAUUACCUAGAAGUUUUCCUGCUGUUAAAGUAUUAUCCUUUCUACAUUGAGAACGAUAACUAUAUAUAUAUAUAUAUAUAUAUAUAUUUAUUUAUAUCUAUAAAUGAUUCCGUAAUUAUAUCCUCCUAUUGUUGAUGCAGACUUUUUGUUUUAAUUUUUAAUAAUAAAACCAGUCAAACCAG
This is a messenger RNA of Gadus morhua (Atlantic cod), 5078 nucleotides long. Its product is annotated as protein Shroom2. The record is from RefSeq and is a predicted model, not a curated record. Gene Ontology annotation, biological process: actin filament bundle assembly; cell morphogenesis. The coding region runs from base 435 to 4664 and encodes 1409 amino acids. Lineage: Eukaryota; Metazoa; Chordata; Actinopteri; Gadiformes; Gadidae. The transcript has 9 exons. Gene Ontology annotation, molecular function: actin filament binding. Gene Ontology annotation, cellular component: apical junction complex; adherens junction; apical plasma membrane.